AUGGGAGACGUGCCUGUGGAUGCCGCUGCACUUGAUGCGCACUUGUCCUUUUGCAUCAGAUCGAGUCACCAGUCGUCUUUCAGACCUACGUGGGAGACAGUCGGAGACGGAGAGCCCACGAACUUAGUUUUUCGUCUCCCUGCUGCAAGGGGACCGUUGCCGCUGAUAGCAGGACCUCGAGCUGAAGCGGCAUCUUCCGGGUCCGUCAGUCAGGCCAAGAGACCGGGUGUUUCGGGAGACUCUCCAUUGAAGAUGGCUAAACAUUGGCACGGGAUUUCGUGGGAGUACAAGCUGGAACGAGAGCUGGUCGCGGGUAUCAGGAAGUGGGGUGUGAUCAUUAUGCACUCCCCUCUGAGCUUUGAUAUUGGCCGGCGUCUUCGGGGUGAGCAAAGACUUGAACCACUCAUCUUGGAAAGCCUCGGCCACAUUUUUGCUGGGAAGGCAGCUGGUACUCUGCAUCAGAGGGCUGGUCCGAUGCUUAGGUAUAUCCGCUGGAGUGUUCAGGCCGACAUGGAUCCUUUCCCACUUGAGGAGGGGCAGGUAUACGAGUUUUGCAAGGGUUGCGAGUUUUCUUCUGCUCCGACUUUCUUGAAAAGCUUCAUUGUAUCCAUAUCUUUCGCUGUGCACGUCCUCGGUGUCACAGGUGGAGCCGACUGCUUGAUCAGCGGUCGGGUGAUUGGCAUAGCGAGGCUCACCUACCUUGCAAAGCGCAAGAAGACUCGGAGGCCGCCACUCACGGUGGCUAUGGUAGCUUUCUUGGAGAACCUUGUUUGUGAUCCGACUGCCAGGGCAAUUGAUCGAAUCUGCGCGGGUUUCUUUCUUUGCUUGGUGUUCAUGCGAGCCCGUUUUUCAGACGGGAUGAACCUUGGAAACUUGCAGUUGGACACUCCGAGUGGUCUAGCCACUGAGGUGGCUGGAUACUUGGAAGGAGAGGUGCUUCGAUCAAAGACGUCUUUCACGACCGAGAGAAAGACGAUGCUUUUGCCCAUGGUCUGCCCACGCUUAGGUGUCACAGGACUCGAUUGGGCAGGAGUGUGGAUGAAGCUCCGGGAGGUUCACAAGAUGCCGACGGGCAGCGGUGUGCCGCUGCUCCCUGGUACAGGAGCUUCGGGAGAAUGGCUACUCGUCCCACCGAGUGCCACUGUAGCUGCGUCCUGGCUUAAGGGCAUUUUGAGCAAAGGAGGUUUUGAUCAUGGGGCUCUCGCCAAAUUGGGCACUCAUUCGUGUAAGUGCACUACCCUCAGCUGGUGCGGUAAAUUUGGUAUCGAUCAAGCGGUGCGUCGUACCCUCGGUUACCACACCGACCGAGCUGCUGCGAUGGUCAUUCUUUACUCUCGUGAUGAGAUUUCAAGUGCUGUGCGAGCUCUGGAGAGAGUCCUUGUUGAAAUCAGGGAGGAUCGUUUCAGGCCUGAUGCCACUCGGAGCGGACAUUUUCCUUGUGAGGUGGCUGCGCCCUCAGCAGAGACAGAGGGUGAUCCUCCCGACUAUGAGUCCAACGGCGGAGUGAGUGAGUCGGAAGAUUCACAGGACGAAGAGGACAACGUUGGCGAUCUCGGAGCCGAGGAACGGGCUCUGGAGGAAAUUGGAGCCCCGUGGAGGCCACAGGGCGCUGCGAGUGAUCGCCGUAUGUUCCGGCACAAACUCUCGAGGAUCAUUCAUUUUGUGGCCGACGAGGCCGGUGCCACUUUUGCAUGUGGAACAAAGAUCUCUUCGAAUUACGUUGAGAUGGACAGUGGAGUUUCCUUCUUGCAUCCUUUGUGCAAGAAGUGCCACCCGGAUCGCUUGGAUCCAAACCGAUUGGCCCUUAGCGAGGGGCAAGACUUUGUGUUGACGUGCUUAACAGUGACUUGGGUCAUUAUGGAUCGCAAAGUCUUGUCUCGUUUGAGCGUCGAGGCUAUGGCAUGCAACAAAUACAGGGUGGAGGGUGUAGUCGUUGCAAUGUCGGUCACCGAUUCCACCGCAAAUUUCCGUGCGAGGGCCAUCGCGCUGGGGCUUGAUGAGGCUGUCCUGCAGAAGAUCAUCGACGGGGGUAUUGACACAUUGGCCAAGUUUGCUUUUUCGUCUUCAUACACCCCUGGUGCUCAGGAUGAAGGGCCUUUUCUUGAGUCCAUUUCAACUCUUCUGGGUAGGAGUGGUAGCGUGGGAGAAUUGUCAGUACUUCGACGCUUGUUCCAUGAAUCCUACUCGCUCACCUCGGCUGAGUUGAAGCAGUCAGUGGAGCGUGUUGAGGACGGGCCUGUCAAGAGAUUGGCUCAGCCCGACAGAGCCGACCGGUUGGCCAAGCAACAGAAACGCUUGCCUGGGAUAAAUAUCCGAGGCCCCCUUGAGCCGUCUGAUCGACUCGUGGAUCGUUGCGUGGCGAUCUAUGAGGAAAACCGGCUUGUCUACGUUGAGCUUUCAGCCUGCACCUCUAAGGAAGACGAAAUCAAGCAGGCCACGCUCAAGGAGGACCGGCAUCUUGUCGUAGAAAGCGGAGGAAAUGUUCGACUCAAAGGCUUGGUGAACAACAAGAUGGAUGCAGACAUUUCCUCUGAUUUGCUCAUGCGGUAUGCUCUUACUAGGCGUGGCCUAGCGAUGGAGCAGGUCAUCCAUGCCGACAGACAAUUCUUCAUCAAACUUGCCGAGCUCACCCGAGAGGGAAUACAGCUUCAGGCGACGGGUAGGCCAGACCCCGCAUGGACACCCCGCAAGGGCGAUGGCAAAAAUAGCAAGGGAGGUAAAGGUCAUAAGGGUGGUAAAGGAAAGCGAGACACCACUGCCAUCACUGCUGCGAUGCCUAAGGAGAUUGCGGCCAGAGCCGAUACGGGUAUGAGCGUUGAUGCAUCCGGCGGUGCCUCCGCUGAAAUCCUUUCACAACAUUUGCUUGAGGCUGACAGGUUGCCCACUCCAGAGGAGAUUGAAGAGCUCGUUAGCCUCUUGCCACACGGCGAGUUGACCGGCGAACGCCGGGGCAACAAUGACAUUUCUUGCAAUGCAUUCCAUCGCGGUGCUUUUGUGCAUGUCAAGGUAGGAUUGCGGCGAAAUUGCAAAGCUUUCCCAAGCACGACAAAGAUACUAGCGAGAAUUCUGCGACAUGCCCAUCCCGGGCAUGAAUUUACUUCCUUGUUGCUGUCUGUUGACAACCAGACUGCAUUGCAUGCAGAUAGCCAGAAUGCCUUCAUCCCAAACUUAGUUGUUCCACUAAACCGGUUUUCGGGUGGUGGGAUUUGGGUGCAAUCCGAUGACGGCAAAGAGCGCUUGACAGUUGAUGGUCAGGAGCUGCUGGGAACCACCUUGGAUUUAGGGUUAGGCCCCGUAAGAUUUCAGGCCAGGGCUCAAAAGCACCUCACGCUGAGCUGGGAAGGCCGGCGAAUAGUCCUUAUCGGAUACUCGGUACAAGGAGGUGAGAAGCUUGACGACUCAGAAAAGGUUGUGUUGCAAUCCUUGGGGUUUGCACUUCCGUCGCAGUACCCUGCCACUGGCGACCCGAUGGCAGAGCAGGCGUGUUUUGCAGACUUCAGUGGGACCAGCAGUCCGCCACUUCUUGAGCAAAGGCAAGAAUAUGAGCCACAGCACGUCGGCGAUCCGUCGAAGGGUCCAGUGCAAGGGAUCGUUAUCGAAUUGUUUGCUCGUAGUGGUGCCCUGUCUAGGGUUUUCAAACAGCACGGGUUUGAGGUCUUCCCGGUGGAUCGUGGGGGACAUAGGCUCCCUUUGUCCAAGUUGUGUGCACUUGAUUUAGCGCAAGCGUCGAGUUGGACCUACCUUGAAGAGGUUCUUGAAACCUACCCUGUUCUUUAUGUCCACGCUGAGCCACCUUAUGCCACGUUUGGACCACAGCAGGCUUUCAGGCACUUAGUCAACGGGGUCACCAGCCCCUCGGGAGCCACCGAUUCCAACGUUGUUGAUCGGCUCGCGUUGGCUGAUUCCAUGGUCAACCACCUGUGCACUUUCUUGCAAAGCGUAGACAAACGGGGAAUACCUUGGGCCUUGGAACAUCCUAAGGACCAAUUGCAGGGAAGGUCCUUGAACUGCUUGUGCAAAGGCGAUCAUUCCCACAGCCAAGUGGAAGGCGGAGUCGUCACGCAUCCGCCCGAAUUCUGCAAACAUGUCGUUCAGGCCGUUGCGCGGCACCAUGGUUUGGCUUGCCCCGACGUGGCGUUGUCAUCCACGCCAGUUGGUGUUGCCCAGCAGAAGCGAGGCAAGCCUGAAGCUUCGCUACUGCCCGAGUUCGGCAAGGUCUUGCAGGUGGAUGUCGAUCAGGUUCCGCCAGUGAACCACAAGCAGUGCCUCAUACGUCCGUUGGGCGAGGUGCCAGCAGGAUCCAAGCUCAUCGCCACGUCUCUUCUCAGGGGUGAUGCGGGUGGCGAUGCGGGUAACGAAAGUAAGAAGUUUCGCCUUUCUUUGGGAGUCUUUGCCACACCAGAUGCGUUCGUUGAUGCGGCUAAAGACUUGCUACAUCCUUUUGCUGCUUCGGCUGUUCUGUCACCUAUUGUGAAAAGGCGACUGUUCGAGGCCUUGACCAAAGGUCCGGAGUGGGUUCAGCGACAACGGUGCUCCAAGUUGAAAUUGUGGCUUAGCUGGGCCAAAGAACUGCAAGUUGCCGAAGGAGAAAUGAAAGGUAAGCUAGACCCUGACAUUGGCCGUGUGCUUCGAGGCAAGCGCUUGUUGCUCCUGAAGCGUAUUGCUGAUGAUAUGGACUGGCCUGACAAGGAUUGGUUGAGCGAGCUCUUGGAAGGGUUUGACUUAGUUGGUAGUCAGAAGCACACCGGGGUCUUCAAGCGAGAGUUGCGACCACAGGCGAGGACCAAGGCGGAUUUUCUUGGCGCUAGCAAGUUUUUGCGACCGGCACUUCUGGGCAAGGUUGCCUCUGAGGGUCUGAACGAGCAUGCUCAGGAACUUUGGGACAAGACCUUGGAAGAAGUGACGGACGACCUUCUUGAAGGGCCUCUGACGCAGGAAGAGGUUCAUGCCAGACAUGGUGACCAUUGGGUCCCGGUUAGGAGGUUUCCGGUUGUACAAUCUUCAGCGGGAAAAAGGAAGCUUCGACCUAUUGAUGAUUUUUCGGAAAAUCUAGUCAACGGUUCUUUUUCGUAUGCCGAUAAGAUUGACUUGCGCGCCCUUGACGAAAUCAUUGCCAUUUGCCGAUGCUGGACCCAGGCAUGCACUUCGGAGCAUCAGUUCUUUUUCGCGAUGCCUGACGGGCCGCCAUUGGUGGGCCGUGUCCACCCUUUGUGGAUCAACGGGGCUUGGGAACCUUUGCUUACUACGUUUGACUUGAAGAACGCUUAUCGUCAAUUCCCGCUAUCACCAGGCAGCCGUGCUCAUGCAAUCAUUGCACUGUUGGACCCGAGUAGUCUUGACGUGGGUUUGUUCGAGUCCAAGGCGCUACCUUUCGGCAGCACAGCGUCGGUGGUUCACUUCAAUCGAAUGUCUCGGUUGUUUUGGAGGAUCGGCCUUGAACUUCACUUGUGGUGGAGUAAUUUUUAUGACGACUACCCAGUCAUGACACCAACACUGCUUAAGGAUUCCACCAUGUCGACAAUGAUGCUCCUGUCCCGGCUGUUAGGGUUUAGUGCUUCCCUUGAGAAGUUGGCCCCUUUCUCUUCGGUUGGUUCGAUGUUGGGCGUUGAAGUAGACUGCAGCUCAGCGCCCGAUGCGAUCAUCCGUGUUCGCAACAAAGAAGGUCGUGCGAGCGAGGUGUGUGAGGUCAUACAAGGAUGCAUUAAGGCUGGCGUCGUACGGCAGAGAGAUUUCGCCCGUGUCGCUGGCAGGAUUCAGUUCUCAGAUUCACAAAUCAUGGGACGUACCGGCAAAUUGGCUUUGGCCGAGUUGCGAGCCUCGUCGGCUAAGCACGCCGACAAGUUCCGUCUUGGCGAGCAGGAGGUCAGGGCCUUUGAUUUCUUGGUCAGUCGACUGUCCUUUGGUGCUCCUAGGGUCGUGCCCUGUUCGGUUCCCCCGAAACCGAUUCUCGUCUUUACCGAUGGCGCCAGCGAAGGAUCUGUCCACACAGUAGGGGGAAUCAUGCUUGACCCGCGAGAACAACAACCGAAGUACUUUGCUUGCCAUGUGUGCAACAGUGUCGUCUCGACUUGGUCCCGGGACCUUCAGCACAUCAUAGGUCCAGUCGAGGCCUACGCCGUGCUCACAGCGAGAAAGGUCUUUCAUCAGUCACUGUCGGGACGAUAUUGUGUGUACUUCAUCGAUAACGACGGUGUGCUACUUAGCUACAUCAAGGGUACGUCUUCUAGCAAACCGAUGCGAGAUAUUUUGCUGAUGUGGGAGUCCUUAGAGAUGCAUGCUCACACGUGGGCUUGGUGGGCUCGUGUGCCAUCCGCUUCGAACCCAGCCGAUGCGCCGUCAAGAGGCGAGCUGGAUGAGCUUGUCAAGUCUGGGGCAUUGCGUGUGGUUUGUGAUUGCCCGCUUACCGGUACAAAACUUGUCGACUUGUAA
Symbiodinium sp. CCMP2592 is the source of this 6429-nucleotide messenger RNA. NCBI's taxonomy places the organism in Eukaryota, Dinophyceae, Suessiales, Symbiodiniaceae. The record is from the annotation of a GenBank genome assembly.